GUGCGGGGGCACGGUUGGUGCUAUUUUCACUUGUCCACUCGAAGUCAUUAAGACAAGACUGCAGUCUUCGAAAUUAGCUCUGCGGACAGUCUAUUACCCUCAGGUCCACCUGGGGGCCAUUGAUGGAGCUGGAGUGGUGAGACCAACAUCAGUGACGCCUGGACUUCUACAGGUUCUGAAGUCGAUCUUGGAGAAGGAGGGACCAAAGUCACUUUUUAGAGGCUUGGGUCCAAAUUUGGUUGGAGUUGCACCAUCAAGGGCUGUGUACUUUGCAUGUUACUCCAAAGCCAAAGAGCAGUUCAAUGGCAUUUUCGUGCCUAACAGCAACACUGUGCACAUUUUCUCAGCUGGCUCUGCAGCUUUUGUCACAAAUUCCCUAAUGAAUCCUAUAUGGAUGGUUAAAACCCGGAUGCAGCUAGAACGGAAGGUGCGCGGCUGCAAGCAGAUGAACACGCUCCAGUGCGCGCGCCACGUGUACCAGACGGAAGGCAUUCGUGGCUUCUAUCGGGGAUUAACUGCCUCGUAUGCGGGUAUCUCAGAAACUGUCAUCUGCUUUGCUAUUUAUGAAAGUCUGAAGAAGUAUCUGAAGGACGCGCCAUUCACCCCCUCUGCAAAUGGGACUGAGAAGAAUUCCGCAAGUUUUUUUGGACUCAUGGCAGCUGCUGCUGUGUCUAAGGGAUGUGCCUCUUGUGUCGCCUAUCCUCAUGAAGUGAUCAGGACGCGGCUGCGGGAGGAGGGCACCAAGUACAAGUCUUUUGUCCAGACCGCUCGGCUGGUCUUCCGGGAAGAAGGCUACCUUGCCUUCUAUAGAGGACUCUUUGCCCAGCUCAUCCGGCAGAUCCCAAACACGGCCAUUGUGCUGUCCACCUAUGAGCUAAUUGUGUACCUGUUGGAAGACCGUCCUCAGUAACAGGCCUGAAAAUUGUGCUCCAGAAGAAUAAAACUGAAAAACUCGAUACAGAAUUUUUUUUUCCCAUUGAUGUUUAGAAUGUUCGAGGCCGAUACAGGAAAGGCCAUAAAACAUGUGGCUCAGACACCUGUUGGACAUUUCCUUUUGGAUUCAUGUUUUCUGGAAGGUUUAAUUCAUUAACGUUAAUAGUUAAUUUUAACUUUUGUUGUUUUUUUAAUUUAAGAGGAUUCAGGAUUAAGCAGCAAGUAAAUUAAAUCAUGCUAUUUAAUUUAAGUAUAA
Messenger RNA from Myotis davidii, 1189 nucleotides. It is a transcript of the gene SLC25A33, whose product is annotated as solute carrier family 25 (pyrimidine nucleotide carrier), member 33. The transcript has 6 exons. Gene Ontology annotation, cellular component: mitochondrion. Gene Ontology annotation, biological process: pyrimidine nucleotide import into mitochondrion. Lineage: Eukaryota; Metazoa; Chordata; Mammalia; Chiroptera; Vespertilionidae. Bases 380 to 910 code for a protein of 176 amino acids. The record is from RefSeq and is a predicted model, not a curated record. Gene Ontology annotation, molecular function: pyrimidine nucleotide transmembrane transporter activity.